Scomber japonicus (chub mackerel) is the source of this 7522-nucleotide messenger RNA. It is a transcript of the gene slc2a4rg, whose product is annotated as SLC2A4 regulator. Gene Ontology annotation, molecular function: RNA polymerase II cis-regulatory region sequence-specific DNA binding; DNA-binding transcription factor activity. Gene Ontology annotation, biological process: regulation of transcription by RNA polymerase II. The transcript is spliced from 9 exons. Lineage: Eukaryota; Metazoa; Chordata; Actinopteri; Scombriformes; Scombridae. The record is from RefSeq and is a predicted model, not a curated record. Gene Ontology annotation, cellular component: nucleus. The coding region runs from base 195 to 1802 and encodes 535 amino acids.
GGAUAUCCUGGGGUAGUGGUAGCGGGAGGCGUUGGUGGACAACUACAUGUAGACUAGAGUAGAAGUAAAAGACACAGACCAUACCUGUCAAACUCGCGACAAUCCUGAUUAAAUGUAUCUAACUCCAGUAAUUUGCACUAAAAUCUAUAGAAAGCUGGUUUUCUUUCUUUAGUCUCCACUCGCCCUGUCUGAAUAUGGAUUCCAGAUAUUUUUUGGACAAGCCGGUGGUUGGGACGAGGGUCGGUGGUGCGGAUUUUAGCUGCCGGGCAGGCCGCUCCUUGCUGCGCGACAGCCGGGUCCCCUCGGUGGAAAAAAUCGGCCCCAUGCCGACGUACACAAACGGGCCCGUCUUUUACAAAUUUGUAAUGGACGGCGGGUCGGCGGCGGAGGUUAAAGGCGAGAAAACCUCUCCUAAAGGGAACGGACUGUCUCUGGGUGGUCGGAUAUUGCACGACAUGGAAAAAACUGGCCUGGGGGACCAAAAAGAUACCGGUUCCACUGGGAUCCUGAAGAGGGCCAGUCCUACUCACUGCUCAGGCAUAAAUGGGCAAAUGCCAAGCAGCUUCAUGCACUUGGACAUCAGGAACGCAGGGAAACAGGCAGAGAUGGCCAAUUACUUCAGGGCAGCACAAGGGCAAAACGUACCACCGACAGAGAGACAACCUCUCCCCUCUUCCCACAUCCCCGUCCCUAGAAACAGGAAGCCCUCAGGUCAUGCUGAUAAGGAGGUGAUGGCUGCCACCGUCCUAACCUCACUGUCCACAUCCCCUUUGGUGCUCUACCCUUCCUCUGCACCCACAGUUCCAGAGCCAGCCAACAGGGCUUGGAAAGAGGUGCUGUCAGCGAGCUACAGCAGUUCGACCAGCGGCAACUGGAGCUGGGAUGCCAGUGACCAAUCAGUGCCCUCCACACCGUCCCCACCUCUCUCCAACGAUGCCAACAAGAACUUCCUGCUCUCGUCCCAGGGUGAUGAUGUCAACGAGGAUGUAACAGAGAGCUCACACUUCAUGUUCGAGGACCCCAUACCCAGAAAACGAAAGAACUCCAUGAAGGUGAUGUUCAAGUGCUUGUGGAAGAACUGUGAAAAGGUCCUCAGCACGUCCUCAGGUAUCCAGCGACACAUCCGCACCGUCCACCUGGGGCGUAACAGUGACUCGGACUACAGCGAUGGAGAGGAGGACUUCUACUACUCAGAGAUCGAGGUCAACAUGGACAGCCUCACAGAGGGCUUGUCCAACCUCACGCCCACCUCCCCGACCACAGCUGGUCCUCCGCCCGUCUUCCCUCCACCGCUCACAGAUGUCCCUCACUCCGAACACAUCAGCAUGAACGGCUCGCAGAGCCACGUCCCGACACUGCUCAGCCAAUCAGCUCCCUCCACGCUCUGCCACAUCCGCACUGAUCACGCCUACCAGGCCACUGCUCCAGUGAGUAUCCCAGUGGGUCCCGAGCUGGCUGGGUUAGGCAGUGGUAGUGGGACCGGGCCUGGAACUGGGACUGGGACUGGAAAUGGCAUCAGUGUGUCGUGGCAGUCCCCUCCUGUCAUUUUCAAAGGCAUCCCGGGGCCUGUGACUCACGUUCGGACAAUUAGCAUUGGAGAAAAGCGGCAACCGGCAGCCAGCACACACACCACUGUUAACAAGAACCAUGCUUUAAUAACACCAGCACCUAAAUCAACACCAGGAAGCAGGAAACCUCGUGGGGAGGCGAAGAAGUGCCGAAAGGUGUACGGCAUGGAGAAGAGAGACAUGUGGUGCACAGCCUGUCGCUGGAAGAAGGCCUGUCAGAGAUUCACCGAUUAAUCCUGUCCCCUUUCUCUGUCCGUGAGAUGAGCUCUGGCUCUUUCCGGUGGAACAGCGAGGUGGACUAUUUCACUGAGGAUAGUUCUUCAUGAAGGGGCUCUCAGUGUUUGUUCCUCCAGUCCAGCAGGGGGUUCGCUUUCUCUCUUUUUCCAUUUCCAAACACAAAGAGAAAAUCAAAGUGGCAGGUAUAAACAAACAAAAACAAAAAAAUCUGAACUUUUUGGAGACUUUUUUAAAAGACUGAGACACUUUCACUCAGUUGAUGAAUAAGGAAAAAAGAAACAUUUAAUUUGGAUUUUGAACCUUCUUGUUUGAUUUUUCACAGCCGCGACUAAAGGCGAUGUUUAAAGACUACAGAUAAGCUUUUUGGUAUACUCUGUUGUUCAUUAUAGGAGCAUCAUGUAAGCUACUGUUUAUGGGCUGGAUCAUGACUCUUUUUUUAAGGUUCAAGGGUUAACACCAGAUUUGCUCAAUAAGACCUCUGUAGCAUAUCUCUUUCUCAAUGUCACUGUUUAAGGGACAGCAAACCUACCAAAGGCAAAAUGCCUAUUCAAUAUGAACCAACAGUUUAGGUGUAAGCGCUAUCCCAAUCUAACAUCACUGUCUUCUGCAGCCUUAACAGAUAUUAACCGUAUGUCUGAAUACAUAUUGCUUAAUAUCUAAUAUAUGUUCAGUACAGCCAGCUAUACUUUUUCCAGUUUUGCAAAGAUGCACAAAUCUGUCACACAAAGUGGUACAAAAUGUUUCCCAUUGACUUUCCAAAAUAUUUUCUCAAGAUGUACACAAUAUAUGAAUAUAUAUUUCCCUCUUUUCUAUACUUAUACCCUAGAGAUAUGCACCUUGAUGAAAUAAGUUGUCUUUUUGAGUGUCACUGUAACCACAGCGUAUGCCUGAGAGUGGAAACCUAUUUCUUAUAUAGAGUUUAUUUUCAGCGAUGAGUUGCUGAAGCAACUAGCAGUUGCACUGUGCAAUCAGCAGGAUUACAGCAUUUAAUAAUGUCUUUCUUGCUUUGAUGUUGUCAUUGUUAUUAAGAUGAGUUCAGGCAGAAAGGCUCAGUUUUUUUUCCUUUGACAGCUGAUGUUCUUAAAAGAGAUUGUUUACCACAAUGAAUGAUAACUGCCCUUGGAAACUUUAACUUUCUGACUGAUGUAUGUUGUACAUUGGUGAGUAACAAAGAUCGUAACCUAACAAUCACUACCUGAUAAUAUGUCAGGCAUUUUUGUCAUUUAUUACAGUUUGUUAUGGAGCGGUUACCCAAUCUUUAAUCUUUAAAAAAAACAAAAAAACAAUUAGCAUUAACCAGCAAGGCAUCAUUGGUGGAUAUUAGACUUAACAGGAACCAAGACUGUUUCCUGUGUUUUUAGUAGAUAUGUGUUUAUUCCUUUUAGAAUCGUCACUCUGGUGUAACAUUUGAAAAUGAGAAGAGAAAAUCAAACUAAGUCAGUGCAGAGCAGCUGUGUUGGUGGUUGAUUGUAUACUGACUUAUGUUGUGUAGCAAAAGUUCUACCAAAGUGGAGUUUUACUUUUUAGAAUAGGCCUGUAAUAAUAGAGAGCAGGCCAACUUUCCCAAUCUUUAGAUAAAAUGUAGGUGGUAGAUUUUUAGAUAGAAUUCUUAAUUACAAAGCCCAAAUGUGUUACAUGUUUUGUAUUCAAAUUAGGUGCCUAAGAUACACAACAGGGGGGGAAAAAGGCAAAGUCAGUGGUAAUAUUAAAGAUAUUUAAACUUUAGGAGAAGUUCUUUUUUUUUAAAUGCUGAAAAACAACCGAAAACAGAAAUUCAGUGAAAAAAGUCAACUAGUUAUUCUCGGCAGGCCUCAAAUUGAAGCCUUGCAGGGGAAGUUUAUUUGUAAUUGGCUAGAAAACACUGAUAGAAAACUUGGAGAUUAUCUCUCAUCGGUGAUUUAAGUAGAAGACCACCAGUAGUCAUAUUUAAGAAUAUGGGUGCCAGUCGUUAAGAAAAAAAAGAUCUGAUUAUUUUUCUAAUUGUACAUCCAGAGAUCCCCAGAAGAAUGUUAGAUUUUUUCCCAAAUUUUCUGCGCUGAUCUUUUCAAGGUGAUAACCUGCGUCCCAUAAACCAUGGAAUCAAUUAAUUUAUAUAGCCCAAAAUUUCAAAUUGGCCUCAAAAGGUUUUACAGUCCUUCCAACAUACAAAAACCCUGAAUUCUGUUAAAGAAUCCACAUGUACAGAAAAAAAACAUUUUAGUGGUUUUUAUUUUUCUGAUCUUGCUUCAGAGGUAACGUCAUGACAGAAGAGAAUCACUUUUGUGCUCUUUUGUGACCAGCUUUUUGAAUGUAAUUUCUGCUACAUGUCCUAUUUUCUAAGCGCUCCUGACCCAAUCUGAUCACCAUAGCAACGUAUGACAAACACGCACACACAAACACAGAGGGCCUGUCUCUUCAUUUCUGAGCGCCGUUUCUUUCAGCAGACACCUUGACUGAAGUACAGUGCGACUUUAGACCUCUGUCGCCAUAGAAACACCUGUACUUUCCUCCGUCGCCAGGGUCACUUAUGCAGUCUGCUGUUGGCUGAUACCAUGUUAUAGGCGUCAGGUUAUCGCUUCCAGAUGAAAGCUCAGAAGCCUAUUAAUUGAUCGCUUUAAUAUUAAUAAUAUUUCAUUUAGUUCCCAUUACUGACCACCACCAUAUUGUUCUGGAAAUGUUUUUGGAUUCAUUAUCCUGCCUGUAAAAGCGUUUAUUCCAGUGGCAUCCCAGAUAAGCUAGGUCUGCCUCUCUCUCUUCUUGUGAGAGCGAUCUGUGAGGCCUCUUCCGGUCAGAAAACUUCACAAAGUGCCAAUGAAAAGAACAUAAAAAGGAAAGGUAUACUGACCUAAUAAAAUUGCACUACGCUGCACUGCGCAAAUACAUGUUUUUAUACAUGGACGUUUUAUAUACACACAUUUUGAAGUGAUUUUUUUUCUUUCUUUUUUUUUUUUUCCUUUUUUUUCAGAGGGGGCUGAAGGGGUGUCGUCACUGCCCGAUGGAAUAAAUGGGGUGUCAGGGAUAGAGGUCGUGCACCUCUGUGGUCCCCCAUUAUUAAUUCUUGACAGUUCAUGUCUUGCUCUCUGUGUCAGAUUUAUUGAACAUACCAUAGUGGUGCUGGCAGUUUUAGAAGUGUGGUACUGGGAAGCACAGUGUGGUACUUAAGUAGUCAGUCACUUUGCCUCUCCUUGGAGAAGUGCCAAGGGCCGAAAGCAGCACCCACCUUGUCUCAGUGAUGGGAAAACAUCCGUCUCAGUCAGUGGCUCCACAUUAUCUUCUGAAUAGCAGAUGCUUUUAUAAUGUUUUAUUGCCUGGAGUUUCUUCACAACACACAUUUUACACCAUAAAGAAAAUCUUUGUGCUUCCUUUACCUAAAUAACAAAAAAAACAAGAAAAAAACAAAUUCCUGCUUAUUUCCAUUUUACUGAGCUGAGAUAAUAACUGUGUAGAUGCUGUUAUUAGUGCUGGAUACCACUUUUAUAUUACUGUUAUCUCUGGUUUGGUCUUUGCUAGAGUGUCAAAUGCAACCCAUCAGGUGUCUCUCCAUCCUCAGUGUAAGCACUUUUAGAUUCCACCAGCAAGGUUAGAGGCCAAUGCUAUUUGCUGGCAGUGAAUGGGGCUAUUAGCUAAUGUUAAGCUAACAGGUUCCAGUGCUUUCCAGCCACUAUUUCACCUUUUUUUUACGUGCUCAAAACUGGUCAGUGACAAUUAUGGCCCACAGUGCAAACUGGGUUCAUCAUGGCCAGAACGAACUUUGGGUACAAAGUUGUUCUUGUGCACAAAUCUUGGACAUUUUUGUAAAAAACAAAAAACAAAAAAUGAAUUAGAGCUUUCACUGAGAACAUGAGAUGGAGAUUGAACCUGGUUGUUCAUGGGUGUGCAGGGAGGGUGAGGGAGAGUUACGGUUGAUGGAAAGCGGACGCGAGAUGCACAGUGACGAUUAUAGAUGGAUUCGCAGUUUCAGGGCUUUCUUGUACAUAUGCAAAAUAAAGAGAAUCCGUGAGGCUUUUUCAUAUAUUGUUGUUAUUUUUUUUGUUGAUGUUUCUCUGUUUAUAUGAAAAGGAAACUUUUUUUUUUUACAUUACAGUUGCUCAGAAUUUUUUUUCUUUCUUUAAAAAAAAAAAAAAAAAGUCGAUUGAGAAGCUAUAGUGAACAUAACACGUUAAGAUUCAAUGUAUAUUGUAGCUUAGUGGCAAAGGGGAGAAAAACAAAACCUGUUGAAUGUAAAACCUUCAAAAAGAAAUGUCUUUUUUUGUUGUUGUUGUUAUAUUUGCUGGCUAGUUCGUACUGCCUGUAGUGAACCUAUAACACAUCCUGAUUUUUUUGGUAUCCAAAUCGUUUAACACCCACAGACAGCUGUCGCCACACUGCUAUGUCAUAUCAAAUAACACAACCAUGCAGUAUUGCUUUACUAUCUUACUUUGUGCAAUGAGAUGCUUUAUCAUGGAACAAGAAUUAACUCGAGCUUUUGGUGACAUCUGGGCUACUCGUUGAUCUGUCUUUUCUCCCUGCCAAAUAAUCAUUUAUCUGAUGACGUGUGGUUAUUGUUGUCCUGGAUGUUGUUUGUGGUUGUGAUGUUAAGUUGUUGUUAGGCAGGAUAACUUUCAACCUUUUUAUUCACAAUGAAAAAAAUCCUAACAUUGUGGGAAUCUUUAUCCUGCCCUGCACAUUCCAACAGACAGCACGCUUUUAGUGUCUUCCAGUUGUUUUUCCUAAUCAACAUUUCUUUCCCAUUUCCUUUUCACUACAGUGAUUUUUCUCUGAUCACCUUUUCUUUUCCACCUGCUGUUCUUUGUGCUAUCCAGCUUUACUGUGGUCCCACCCAAGCCUUUACCCAGUAUAUUAAGCUAACUAAACCCUUGAAAUGUGCAUCAAAAAGCCUUUGUUUUUUUCCAAAUAUGUCAAAAUGUAUGUGCUGCUUCUUUUUUUUUUUUUUUAAAUGUCAGUUUUCAUUUUUGUGUAAACCAGCAGCAGCAGCAAAGCCAAUGGAUCUCCUUCCAAAUCAAAUGUAAAGCAUUGCAAUGGCAGCUCCACUCACUUCUCUGCUUCUUCUACUGUGCUCUUAUUGUUCAUUCAGGCUUUUUAUCCUGUCUGUCUAAUUUCGACGACCAUUUCUUUUCUCUGGUUGAAUUUUUACUGAGCCUGACACUGGCUGGUAUGAAAACUGACUUUAGCUUUUUUUGUUUUGUUUGUUUGUUUUUGGUUUCUCAUUGAUUGAUUGAUUGAUUGAUUGAUUGAUUGAUUGUCUGGUUGAGUUUGAGGUUGUUUUGCAUGUCUAGCAUCGCUUCCCCCUCUCUCCCCCGUUCUUUCUUGUUAGGAGAUACAACACUGAAGGGUUUUAUGUGUUAGAUUUCCCUCCUUUCAGUAACUGAUAACCCCAAGGCUGAUUUAGUCUGUUUCCCUCUAAAUGAAAAGAUGCUCAUUGCAGCAUAACACAAAGACACACAGAGACACACAGACACACAGUGCUAAAUGCAUUUUGAGGGAAAAUGUGAUGUCAGCCUUAGUGUCUUCACUGGAGGGCAAGAUUUCUCCUGUGUGUGGGCUCAGCCUCUGGUUUUCAUCAGCAGUCCCACGCACACGGAGGAAGCACUUUCUGAGGAGUGGUGCACUCAAGGAGUAUUUGUGUGAAUGUCAAGCCUAUGAGUAGUGCUUGAAAAGAUGGAUGACCAUGUAUGAUGCUGAUAAUGUGAUCUAUGUGAUGUAAUGUGACGGAAAGAAAAUAAAACUGAAUGGAAGAA